ACCUCAACCUAUGGUACUCACUUCUUUAUUGUAUCGAAAAAUUCAGCAGGAUAACGAGGAAGGAGGAGGAGAUGGAGAAAGGUGAAGCAUAUCAAACGGAACAAACCAAAAACAAGAGGAAAACACAAAUUGUAAUAGGAAUUCCAUCGUAUAAAGAAGUUAUUGAAAGCUCACAGACUAAAUCAACCCCGCCAUCUCUUUUUACUCCUUCUCAAUCUUUUUCUCAAGCGUUCAAUUUCAUUAAAUCCUCUGAGUUCUACUCUCCUCCUGCUCCAAGCUCCACUGUUUCUACACUAAGGCCAACAGGUGAAGCCAAUGUGCCUUCUUUAGCUGUCUCUGCCUCAGCUUCCCCUGCUGCUGCUGUUGCUUCAUCAUCAUCAUCGAAUUCGUCUCUGAGUCGCAAUGCUAUCCUUGUCAGCCAUAGGCAGAAGGGUAAUCCCUUGCUCAAGCACAUCAGGAACGUGAGAUGGGCUUUUGCAGAUAUUGUUUGUGACUACUUGCUCGGUCAGAACUCAUGUGCUCUCUAUUUAAGUCUUCGAUAUCAUUUGCUGCACCCGGACUACCUAUAUUACCGUAUCAGGGAACUACAAAAAAACUUCAAGCUUCGUGUUGUGUUAUGCCAUGUUGAUGUGGAGGAUGUUGUUAAGCCUUUGCUUGAAGUUACUAAAACAGCGCUGCUUCAUGAUUGCACUCUAUUAUGUGGUUGGAGCUUGGAGGAAUGUGGCCGCUACUUGGAGACCAUAAAAGUAUAUGAAAACAAGCCUGCAGACCUCAUUCAAGGCCAAAUGGAUACAGACUACUUAUCAAGGCUAAAUCAUGCUCUUACAACAGUUCGCCAUGUUAACAAGACUGAUGUGGUCACUCUUGGUUCUACAUUCGGGUCUCUGUCUAGUAUCAUGGAUGCAUCCAUGGAAGAUCUUGCUCGAUGUCCUGGAAUAGGAGAGCGGAAGGUAAAACGCUUGCAUGACACUUUCCAUGAACCAUUCAAGCGCACAGUUUCCAGUAACCCUCCCAUUCUGGAAACUCCAGUCUGCAAAGAUGCUGAACCAAGCCCUGCAAGUGAACGCAUUGAAGCAGACAAGGAUACUGAAGGUACGGCCAAACGUAGGAAAAAAGAACCUGAAAUAGACGUUAAAUAUGCCCUAACUGCUGCAUUUGCCAAGUAUGCUGGUAAAAUUAGUAAAAUGAACAAUAAAUCCGAGGGUAAUAACGGAGGUGGAACCAGUGCUGCUGCAGUACCAGACGUUGCAACUAAGGAUUCCGGGGAAGGGGUUGAAACUUGAUCUCCUUUUGCUACUUCAGCCUAUCUCCCAUAGGUAAGCAUUGACUGAUAUGGAUAAUGAUAUAUCGAGCUCAUACCAAUUAGGCAUCGAAUAUUCGGUGACCUUUUUACCUAUGUUCGAGAUUCAUGUGGCCUCGAGUGUAAUUUUAUAGCAUGUAUUUUUCUUUGGAACAAUAUGUAACUCUAUAAUCUGUUGAUAUUUGUCUCAAGUAAUGCAAGAAUUUUAGAAAGUUGCGGAAUGAA
This is a messenger RNA of Hibiscus syriacus, 1525 nucleotides long. RefSeq names its product DNA excision repair protein ERCC-1. Gene Ontology annotation, biological process: meiotic mismatch repair; nucleotide-excision repair; UV-damage excision repair. The coding region runs from base 72 to 1283 and encodes 403 amino acids. NCBI's taxonomy places the organism in Eukaryota, Viridiplantae, Streptophyta, Magnoliopsida, Malvales, Malvaceae. Gene Ontology annotation, molecular function: single-stranded DNA binding; damaged DNA binding. The transcript has 8 exons. Gene Ontology annotation, cellular component: nucleotide-excision repair factor 1 complex; ERCC4-ERCC1 complex; nucleus. The record is from RefSeq and is a predicted model, not a curated record.